Metarhizium acridum CQMa 102 is the source of this 1197-nucleotide messenger RNA. RefSeq lists its product as uncharacterized. NCBI's taxonomy places the organism in Eukaryota, Fungi, Ascomycota, Sordariomycetes, Hypocreales, Clavicipitaceae. The record is from RefSeq and is a predicted model, not a curated record.
AUGGCAACCGGCGAUUCCUCUGAUCCCGCCGCUCAGGCAGCGGCAGCCGAGGCGGCAUUUCACCAUUUCACCAUUGAGCUGUGGACUUUGUAUGGCAUUGGCGUCUUGGCGACCCUCCUGAGAACGUAUGCUCGAAUCCGUGCCGUGGGAGCCAGGAAUCUACGAGCAGAUGACUAUCUUGUCUGGGUCGGCGUGGCUUUCUAUACUGCCCAGGCGGCGCUCGGUUACAGUAUCGGCAAUAUUGCUCACGGCCUGGCCAACAAUGGCAUGUCGGAUGCCGAGCGUGUGGCCCUUUCACCCAGCGAUCCCGAAUACCAAUCGAGGGUGAUUGGCUCCAAGAUUCAGGUUGCAGGUUGGACAACCUAUUCUCUCUUGAUCGGCUUCUUGAAACUAUCCGUGCUCGCCUUCUACAUCCGACUAACGGACGGACUUGGGCGGCCAUAUAGGAUCCGCAUCAUCGUUGGAUUCAUGCUCGUCAUCGGGACAACCGUGGCCUGUAUCCUCACCAACUUCCUUGCCUGCCGACCGUUCAGCAAAUAUUGGCAGAUCAACCCGGACCCUGGAAACGCGUGCCAGGCCGCCGUCUCGCGACCCAUCAUCUGGGUCUCCUUCGCGGCCAACGUCUGCACCGACAUAUACCUGAUCCUGAUCCCGCUCCCCAUGCUCUGGGGAUCCAGCUUGAAAAUGAUCAAGAAGAUUGCCUCGACAGUCGUCCUCGGGGCGGGCAUCUUUGUCCUUGUGUGCGCGACGCUAAAGAGUGUUUUCGUUCUAGUGGACCCUGUCAACGGCGCUCAGAUUGCCGGGUCUUGGGGCACGAGGGAGGCAUUUGUGGCCGUCAUCACGACCAACCUCCCCAUGCUGUUCCCUCUGUUCCGGGUCUGGCUCACGCCCCUCUUCGGAAGCGCCUUGGGGUCGUCCAAGAAGUCGUACAAAUCGCCAACCGGCCUCGUGACAAUUGGAGGUGGCGGCGGCUCGUCGACUCCUCGAAACCGGCCGCGCACGGCAAACCCCGUCGCCACAAACAUGACGUUUAGCGAGAGCGAGGAACGCAUCGUGGGGGCCAUCAAGAUGGAUACCGUGAGGAACGCGCGGCCCUCGAAUGCGAUUGUCGUGUCGAAUCAGGUGGAAGUCACGCACUCGGACAGGAAUAGCCAGAUUGACGGCCGUUACGCCCAGCAUACUCACGAGCACUGGUGA